Molecule: messenger RNA, 1599 nt
Organism: Camarhynchus parvulus
Lineage: Eukaryota; Metazoa; Chordata; Aves; Passeriformes; Thraupidae
Gene: HES4
Product: hes family bHLH transcription factor 4
Exons: 4
Coding region: 156-1136 (326 amino acids)
Biological process (GO): regulation of neurogenesis; anterior/posterior pattern specification; regulation of transcription by RNA polymerase II
Cellular component (GO): nucleus
Molecular function (GO): protein dimerization activity; DNA-binding transcription factor activity, RNA polymerase II-specific; RNA polymerase II cis-regulatory region sequence-specific DNA binding
Source: RefSeq, a predicted model, not a curated record
CGCCCCGCGCCCGCCGCACGCGCCCUGCGCCCGCCGCCGCACGCGCUCGCUUCGCCCCCUCCGGUUUCUUCUUUUCUCCCCGCCUACCAUCCCCCGUUUCGUGCCGCUCUCCCCGCCGUUCACUUCCUACCCGUUCGCUGCACCGUACCUCAGCCAUGCCCGCCGACACGGGCAUGGAGAAACCGACCGCCUCGCCCAUCGCCGGCGCGCCCGCCAGCGCCAGCCACACGCCGGACAAGCCGCGGAGCGCCAGCGAGCACCGGAAGGUAAAUGGAGGAGGAGGAGGAGGAGGAGGGUGCCGGUCGGGGCGCAGCAACGGUGGCGGCGGAGCUGGAUGGCGGCAAGCCCGCGGCCGUGCUGAGUCGUCCAAGCCCAUCAUGGAGAAGCGGCGCCGGGCGCGGAUCAAUGAGAGCCUGGGGCAGCUCAAGACGCUCAUCCUGGACGCGCUCAAGAAGGACAGCUCGCGGCACUCCAAGCUGGAGAAGGCGGACAUCCUGGAGAUGACCGUCAAGCACCUGCGGAACCUGCAGCGGGUGCAGAUGACCGCCGCGCUCAGCGCCGACCCCACCGUCCUCGGCAAGUACCGGGCCGGCUUCAACGAGUGCAUGAACGAGGUGACCCGGUUCCUGUCCACCUGCGAAGGGGUCAACGCGGACGUGCGCACGCGGCUCCUGAGCCACCUCUCGGCGUGCCUGGGCCAGAUCAUGGCCAUGAACUACCCCCCUCCUCCUCCUCCUCCUCCGCCCGCCCAGCCCGCACAUCUGGCGCAGCAGCCGCUGCACGUCCAGCUGCCCCCGGGCGCCGCCGGAGCCGUGCCCGUGCCCUGCAAGCUGAACCCCGCCGAGGCGCUGUCCCCCAAGGUCUACGGCGGUUUCCAGCUCCUUCCGGCCACCGACGGCCAGUUCGCCUUCCUCAUCCCCAGCCCGGCCUUCCCGCCCAGCUCCGGACCGGUUAUUCCUCUCUAUGCCAACGCCAACGUGCCGGUGGCGGCGGGCGGCGGCUCGGGGAACGCGGCCGCCACCCCCUCGGCGUCGCCGGUGCAAGGCUUGACAUCAUUUGGGGGCAGCAUCGGGCCGGCGUCGCAGGCCGGGAGUCCCGUUGGAGAGCGCAGUGAAUCCGUCUGGAGACCCUGGUGACUUCCUCCGAGUCAUUCCCCGUCUCCAAAAACAACAAAAAAACCAACAACGAACUCUCGUUGGCUCCGUUGUAUGGAGCCCCUGUUAUGUCUUGGGGUUUUUUAAAGCAGAUUUAAAGCAGAAAGGAAGAAAAGGACCUCGCUAUGAACGUGCUAUUUAUUAUUUUCAGAGGUUGGGAUCUCGACUUGUAUUUUUACUCCUUUAAAAUGCCUUUAUUUGAGAUACUUUUUUUAAAGAAACGAACAAAAGAAAAAAAUAAAUGAGAAAUAGUUUUGUAACGAAUAUUCAAAAAGUUAUGAUGCCAAAGUUGUUUGUAUCCCGUUGGUCUGUGGGUGUGUGCGUGCCUGUGUCGAAGACUUCCAAAAACGAAAAGAGAAAAAAAAUGCAGGUGUUUCAAUAAAGGAACUCUUUGAAAUAGAUUUUUUUUCCACCAUUUCAUUUUGUUUGAGAGUGGGCAAGGACA